UGCUGCUCCCUACCGACUGAUGUCGUUCUCUCAUCGCAGGUGUCAACGGAGCGAGCGUCUCUGCUGCAGCUGCGAGCGAGCAAACCUCUCUGUCCCGGCGAAAAUAUAUCAGUCCUACGGAGCAGGCGGGCAGGACUGAUCUGACGGCCUGAAAAUGUCCGAAUGAGACCGUGAGCCCGUGUCUGUUGCCAGGGCAGGUUUUAGCGGAGAAGAGGGCGGCUUUCCGGGCUGUAGACAGCGGGCUCGCGGAGCGUCUUCAGCGGGGAACGCUGCGGUCCCGCCGCCGCCGCCGCUACAAUGUUCGUGCAGGAGGAGAAGAUCUUUGCAGGCAAAGUCCUGAAGGUCCACAUCUGUACCAUGGAGGGCACCGAGUGGCUGGAGGAAGUCACGGAAGACACCACUAUAGAGAAACUCAAGGAGAAAUGCUUAAAACAUUAUGUCCACGGAAGUCUAGAGGAUCCUAAAACUCUUACACAUCACAAACUCAUUCACGCUGCCACUGAGAGAAUUCUCACAGAAUCCAAAACAGUUGCUGAGGAAAAUCUCAAAGAUAAAGACUGCUUAUUAUUGAUAAAGAAAAGACCUCCACCGGCUCCGCCAAAAAUGGCUGACAUAUCUUCUGAAGAGAAGAAGAAGCAAGAGAACAAGGCACCGGAUAAGGAGGCCAUCCUCAAAGCCACGGCAAACCUGUCCACUCGUAACACUGACCGCACUGUAACUCAACACAAUAUCAGAGAUUUUCAAACAGAGCUGAGGAAGAUUCUGGUCUCACUUAUUGAGGUGGCUCAGAAGCUGCUGGCUCUGAAUCCAGAUGCUGUUGAACUCUUUAAAAAGGCCAAUGCCAUGCUGGACGAGGACGAGGAGGACCGCGUGGACGAAACGGCCCUGCAGCAGCUGACUGAGAUGGGUUUCCCCGAGAGUCGUGCUGUGAAGGCUCUGCGCUUAAACCACAUGUCUGUGACCCAGGCUAUGGAAUGGCUGAUUGAACACGUGGAUGACCCCAUGGUUGACACUCCUCUGCCUGGACAGGACACCCCAGGGGCGGCCGCCGCUGCAGCUCCUGCCCCUGCCCCAACACCCUCUGCCACAGCUUUAGGAGCCCGGGCCCGGCUGUCCUCCCAGGCCAGCCUAGAGGAGGCCAAGCAAGACGAACUGACAGAGAUCUUCAAACGGAUCAGGAGGAAAAGAGAGUUCAGGCCUGACUCACGGGCAGUCAUUGCGCUGAUGGAGAUGGGCUUUGAUGAGAAGGAGGUGAUUGAUGCCCUGCGCGUCAAUAACAAUCAACAGGAUGCUGCUUGUGAAUGGCUGCUUGGUGACAGAAAGCCCACCCCUGAGGAUCUGGACAAGGGCAUUGAUACCAACAGUCCCCUGUUUCAGGCCAUCCUGGAGAACCCCGUUGUACAGCUUGGUCUCACAAACCCCAAGACUCUUCUAGCAUUCGAGGACAUGCUGGAGAACCCUCUGAACAGCACGCAGUGGAUGAACGAUCCUGAGACAGGUCCCGUCAUGCUCCAGAUCUCCAGAAUCUUCCAGACACUCAAUCGCACGUAAAGCACACCUCAUCUGUGGAGCAGCUGGAACCACAGCAUAGGGGGAAAAGGUCAAUCAUUUAGAUGACAGAGCGUGUGUGUGUGUGUGUGUGUAUAGUUUGUGUGUGUGUGUAUGUGACAUAACUAUUGUUUUAAGUGGAGAAGUCACAGAAGAUGAAUGUAAAAAUACGAUUAUGACAUUUUCACAUAUACAGAGGAUAAUAUCUAUUUAUAACUACACAACACUUGUACAAAUACAAUGUAAGCGGUAACUUAAUGAUAAAUAGCUAACUCCAUUAUUUAGUUUUUUAUGUUUUAAUAAGAUCUGUUUUUAAUUAUAUUAAGCACAUUACUUUAUUUUAUAUAAUUUCUCUAUAUAAUUGUACGAUUGGAAUAAAAAAAAAAAAGGAUAGGAAAAAAAAUCGCCAGAAAGCAAUUUUCUAUGUUUUUUGUGCUCAAAGAUCAAAUUUCAAACCAAAUUAUUCAACACUUCACAUGGUACACUUGUCAUAACUGAAUGUUUCUACAGGGAGAUAAAUAAUGUGCAUUUUAUUUUUUUUCACCGGUUCAAUGAAAAUGAAAUCCUUCAUGUAUUAGAUCGUAAGGUCCUUCCAAAAACAUCAAAUGAUGGUACGUUUUGAGGGAAAGCAAAGCAAGCACCAGCAGUUUUCGGCGACACCUCAUUCGAAAAUUAUUCAAGCAUUAUGGUUUCAUUAACAUGAUGUUGUGGUAAGGCAAUAGCAAUUGGCAGCCCCUUGCGGACAAAGAUACAUGAAAGAUAGGGAAAUCAAACCCGAUUCCUCGUAUCUCUUUCACUCUUCUGUUCCAUAAAAAGACUAUUCAGCUGAACCCAUCUGUCCAAAUGGACACAAGUCAGCUUUGAUUCUGUCGGUUUAGAAAAAGCUGAUGUAAAUGAGUACUGGAUCAUUAUUCAUUAUCUUAGUUUUGUCUCCCAGUAGCUCCUGCAUCAGGGGUUUCUAAGUAUUACAGUACCUUUAUCCACCAUCAUGAUCAAGCUGCUGCCUCUGAUCUCCCUCUCAUCUCGGCACGUUUAAUGUGAGUCUUACUUUCCAUCAGGAGGCUGGACAGACUUUAGUUUGCACUUAACUAAAACAAAACGACUCUUAUUUUGUGGAUUGGUUGUACUACACAGUAUGUUUGUGUUCAGCGACAAGGAUGUGCUCUCAGUGUCAUGUCACUUUUUACAGUGCACUUUCUAGUUUGCAAAGGCUGCAUUUAUAGUACACAACAUUAUUUUAAAGGGUGUAGGAGAUGUUCGCUUUGAAACUCCCUGUCUGGGAUCAUGUUGAGGCAUUGUUUGGUGUGGAGAUCUUUCAUUUGUAUGCUCCGCUUCAAAUACCUGCUCUGGGAUUUCUAAAAGAAAUGAAGACCCGAGAUGAAAAAUGUUAUUUAAAUGUCUCUAUUAUGAUUUUUUUUUUUUUUUUUAACAUUUUGAUUUGCAUCAGAUAAAUAUAUUACAAAAAUGCGGUCAUUUUAAAUUUAGAAGUAAUUGUGUGAAUUAGAGGAUUCGAUAUUUUUUUUUUUUUUUUUUUUUUUUUUUUUUCUUUUGGCCAAGUGUGGAGUGUUUCCAUUUAAUAUUUGAAUCGUGUUGGUGUGAAGUGUGUGCUCAGGGGUUUCUUAGCCAUACCGGGCAAAUAUCUGCUAUAGUAAUGCCUACUUUAUCAAUACAAAUAACAGUAGUGUAGUGAUUGCAUUAUCAGAGAACUCUAUGAAUAUAUCUGAAAACUUACUCUUUAAAUGAAGACUUACUAUCCUUGUGUGAUAUUUAUUUUGAGGCCAAAUAUAACCAAUCAUGAAACCAUCCCUAGAGAUAUCGUCAUUAUAAUACAGUUUUAGAAGACCUCAUCAAUUGCAGUGUUCACUUCGUUGUCUGAGUGGCUUCAAAAGUAGGUGAAGAUUAUGUUGAACACGUUUAGCAUUUGAAAUCAGAUCAUCUCCAUUGUCUUGAGAACUAGUUUGGUCUUAAGAAAUUGUAGCUUAUGUUGUUUUGGGGGACUAGAGAGUACAGGCUUCUAUGCAAUUCAGUUUUUUUGGUUGACUCGACUGAAAAACUACAGGUUUCAGUAUCAUAAUGCAUUUAAUCGACGCGUACUUUUAUAUCGUAUCGUUUGAUUUGAAUCAAAUUUUUGGUUUCAUCAUGGCUAAGCUCUGUAGAGUAGAAAGUGCUGUAUGAUUUCAGUAUUUCAAAAUGUUUGACGUUUAUUCAUUUACGGUUUAGAGAUGCUCGUAUGGUUAUACGGUGUCUUUUUGGAAUCUGGAUUUUCAUUUUCCUAAUGCCAGUGUGCAGUCUUUGAUCUCAGUCAUUUUUCUCCCUCAUUUUUAAAAGGCUAUCAGGUCGCAGAGGUUAUGAUGAAAUAUCUUGAAGGUUUGGUGCUCUUGUGUUCUCAUUUUAAUUUUGUGUCUUUGCUCCAUGUACAAGUUCAGUUUCACAUAAGGCUCCUACAGUCUGAGAGUUGAAAUGUAACUUUCUCAAUCCACAUGUUGAAAAGCCUUUCAUGACAAAUAAUAAAAAAAAUGUUUUGAAA
This is a messenger RNA of Puntigrus tetrazona (Sumatra barb), 4075 nucleotides long. RefSeq names its product UBA domain containing 1 (gene ubac1). The record is from RefSeq and is a predicted model, not a curated record. Lineage: Eukaryota; Metazoa; Chordata; Actinopteri; Cypriniformes; Cyprinidae. The transcript is spliced from 10 exons. Gene Ontology annotation, molecular function: protein binding. Bases 298 to 1551 code for a protein of 417 amino acids.